Meyerozyma guilliermondii ATCC 6260 is the source of this 1143-nucleotide messenger RNA. RefSeq lists its product as uncharacterized. Lineage: Eukaryota; Fungi; Ascomycota; Pichiomycetes; Serinales; Debaryomycetaceae. The record is from RefSeq and is a predicted model, not a curated record. The coding region runs from base 1 to 1143 and encodes 380 amino acids. The transcript has a single exon.
AUGAGCGACGAACAAGGCAAAGACCAAUCGGCAUUGCCGCAAGACCACCACACCAACGGCGGACCCAAAAAGUACAGAAAUAACUCCAAUAAUCACCACAUUCCUCACCACAUGCCGCAAAACCACCCACUGAAUCACCAUCAAAACUCUCCCAACUCUCGCCCCUACCGCAAGGGAAGUUACAACAAGGUGAACCAGUACUACAACUACCCUCCAAACAUGUACUACGGCUACUAUCCUUAUGGAUAUCCGCAAAUGGUGCCUGGAAUGCAACCCAUGCAGUACCAGCAAUUGCCUCCCGGAGCUCCACCAUCAUCUUCUGGUACUCCUGGUACUCCUGGAACUCCUGGAACUCCCGCAUCCAUUCCUGGAUCUGCUCCAGGGUCUCAUCCAGGCUCGGUUCCUGGAUCUCAUCCUGGUUCGGUGCCUCCAACCGCACCUGUAAUUGCUCCAGUUCCGGGCAGUGGAAGUAUGUCUCCGUAUGGAAACAAGGUGAAAAUCACCACCAAGGAUGGCAAGCAAGUUGAUUUGGAAAAGAAAUUGGGAUCCUCUACUUCUGGAACCUCGUCGGCUUCAGUGACCCCAGUUGCUUCGCCAGCAGCAUCGGCGGCUAGUGUUCACAAACCUGCACCCGUUCCUUCAACGCCUGCUGCUUCGACUUCCUCUGGUGCUACUCCACCAGCCUCUUCAAGCUCAGCUCCAGCUCCAGCAUCUGCUGCCUCGUCUCCGGCCAAGCUGUCGAUUGCCGAGGAAUUCAGACGCAAGAUUCUCGAGCGGGCUCAGGCCGCUCAGAAGGAGAAGGAAUUGAAGGAGAAGGAAAAGGAAAAGCCCGAGACCACCACUAAUACGCCAGUUGAGUCCGAGCCAAAGGAGCCAAAAGAAGUGAAAGAAACUGUUAAAGAAGAUGUUAAAGAAGAUGUUAAAGAAGCUAAGGAUGUCACUGAACCUGUCAAGGAUUCUGAACCUGUUUCGGUCAAGGCAGAAGUGCCAGAAGUUGAAGCUCCUGUCUCUGAGAAGUCAGCAACUUUCCAAGUUGAAGAGCCUGAACAAGUUCAGCAAAUUUCUGAAAAAGCUGUGGAAGAGGCUGAACAAGCCACUCCUGCCGUACCUGUUCCUUUCAGCUCUGAAGGAGAAUGUGAGUGA